Messenger RNA from Microdochium trichocladiopsis, 453 nucleotides. Its product is annotated as heterokaryon incompatibility protein-domain-containing protein. Bases 1 to 453 code for a protein of 150 amino acids. The record is from RefSeq and is a predicted model, not a curated record. The transcript has a single exon. Lineage: Eukaryota; Fungi; Ascomycota; Sordariomycetes; Xylariales; Microdochiaceae.
AUGAAACCAGCACGGGGCACAAACUCGCAGGACCUCCCGAAUGCGUUCCUGCCGCCUCUGGACGACGCUAGCAAGCAGAUCCGACUGCUAAAGGUCGAGCCUGCAGGGUUUGCUGACGAAAUCAGAUGCACAAUCGCCAGCUGCGAGCUUGGUGAAGUCUCAGCGUUCAACGCGAUAUCGUAUACAUGGGGCCCGGAGCAGCCUCAGCGCGAAAUCUUCAUUGACGGUCUGCGCUUUCCUGUGCGCCAAAAUUGCCACUACGCGCUCCAACAAGCACGUCAAUAUCGGAGCUCGAUACCGAUAUGGAUCGAUUCGGUGUGUAUCGAUCAGGACGACCUACACGAGAAAAGUGCCCAGGUCGGAAUCAUGGGCGACGUCUACGCGCGGGCUGCCACAGUGCUUGCCUGUAUCGGUCAGAGCGACGCGGCCUUAACUUUCUCUAGUCUAAUAUAG